ACUGGCCUGUCCUUCGCUCGCUCCUCUUGCAGUAGAAAAAUACAGGAGCGGCCGAGCGGGACCAGAUCUCUGCAUGGUAGAGAAAGCAACAGCAAAUAUGGAGUGGCAUCGGUACUUGUUCUUUCCGUUUCCCAAAAGAAAAAAAACCCUGUUUCAGGCCAACCAACCAGCUGCCCUGCCGGCGCGAUUUCUCUUUCUUUCUCCUCCCCCACCGAGCGCCGAUCUCUGUUUCGCCCUAUCGCAGGAGGCGACAUGCAACAGUGGAGUCGCUGACCAGGGAGGGGAUGUGACUGUGAAAGGCUGCUGCAGCUGGCCAUGCGAUUUCAGAUUUCCCAUUCACAACAAUUCACCCCACCCAUCGUGCACAUGAUCCUACUGUUGUGCACACUGAUUGAUGAGAACUGUAGUGGCUUUGUCCUCUACCCACCACCACCACCACCAAUAGCAGGCCCUUUUAUACAUUGGCCAUGACACCGAUGAUCACUCCAAACAGCAGCUGCAAAGAUCACCCUGGAUUCCUGGAGCACGGAGAGAGAGCCGAGCGAGCAGCUGUCGGCACUUGGGAGUGGCACUGUGGAAUCUGGAGAACCUAGGUAGAAAAUCAAGCAAAGCAUCUCCCACUCCAAGCAGUAGCACCAACACCCCCCUGCAUUCAGCGCUGCCAGCUUUCACAUAAACAAGUUGGGGAAGCAGUUGAGGUUUUCUAAUUCUUCUUGGAAGGAUUGAGAUCUCCAGUUCUGAUAAUGGGUUCUUUUGGGAUGAACUGGAAUCAGAAGGACCCCAUGGUGUGGGAUUGGGAACAUCUAGUACCGUCUGUCUCAAAUGCAGUUACAAGGCACGGAUCUGCUAAUUCAUCUGGUGGUACUCUUACUUCUAACUCAGAGCUAGGGCAUGGUUCAUCCAAGAGCUCUAUUUCAGCGUCCAUUGAUUCACCCUCUGGAGUAGGGAACAGCUUAGAGUUCAACUUCGCCGCUGUUGAGAGGCAUGUUAAGAACACGGGCACGAACGGCAGAGUCGAUGACUCGGGGAAUUCUCCAUCGUCAAUGAUAGCUUUCAACCAAGGAGAGCCAUUAAUCAGCCUGAAACUUGGGAAGAGGGCUUACUUCGAAAACGCCUGCGGAGGACAGGAUGCCAAGGUUUCUGCAGCUUCAGACGUUACUUCUGCAGCCAGCGUGGUCAAGAAGACUAAGGUGUCUCAGCAGAAUGCAAAGAACUGGUACUGUCAGGUUGAAGGGUGCAAAGUUGACCUGUCUUCUGCUAAAGAUUACAAUCGCAAGCACAAGGUCUGUGUAGUCCAUUCUAAAGCUACCAAGGUGGUUGUUGCUGGUCUAGAGCGUCGGUUUUGUCAACAGUGUAGCCGUUUUCAUGGUUUAGCGGAGUUUGAUCAGAACAAACGAAGCUGUCGUAGGCGUCUGAUGCAUCAUAAUGCACGGAGGAGGAAACCUCAGGCAGACACAAUUUCAUUCAAUUCAUCGACAAUGUUUUAUGAUACAAGGCAGCGGACAAAUCUUUUCUUUAGUCAACCACUUUAUGGCCAAGUGAGGAGCAAUGCAGGGUCUUCAUGGGAUAACUUGGGAGGCUUAAAAUUCAUGGAGACGAAACAUCCGCCAGUGCAUCCAACAAAAACAGCAUCCCCUGAUGAACUGCAUUUCUCAGCCCUCCAGAUAACUAGUGCUGCGGCUCACACCGGACAUCAUCAUGAUCUCGAUGGGUUCAUGGCGUUCAAGGGAACCAGCACAAAGGUCCUUAACCAAGGCGUGGAGGCUUGGGCGGCCGCUUCCAGCUCGAACAACGGAGGCCCAGAAGGUGGGCGUGCUCUCUCUCUUCUGUCAGACGGCUCGUGGGGCUCGAGUUCAGCCGUCAUCCAGCAGCCCACAUCUCACGCGGACGCCGGUGCAUUGCUGCCGCCCCUCGCCACCGUUGCCGUCUCCAACGCCGCCGCCGCCGCCGGGCAUCCUCUGGACCCGUCCCCGGGAAGGUUCUGGCCGCAAGACGAUCAUCCCCCGCUCGUCGACGGACCCGCCACGCAGAUUCCGGAGCUGGCGCACCUCCGGAUAUGGUGAAAGGAAACGCAUGUGAUGCGGUGACUGGUGACAUGCCAGUUCGAGGGCCUGGCUGGGAACACAUCUGGUUGGUUAGCCUGCCGCUCUGGCUUGAAUUUGCCGGCGACGACAGUCUUUGUUUGUAUCUUUUGAUCAGAACGGACACAGACAUGUUUGCACAAUAUAAUGUGACGAGUCCCUCUUUGGGGUUGAGGAGUGA
Zea mays is the source of this 2262-nucleotide messenger RNA. It is a transcript of the gene sbp25, whose product is annotated as SBP-transcription factor 25. Gene Ontology annotation, molecular function: DNA binding. Lineage: Eukaryota; Viridiplantae; Streptophyta; Magnoliopsida; Poales; Poaceae. The transcript has 5 exons. Gene Ontology annotation, cellular component: nucleus. The coding region runs from base 744 to 2063 and encodes 439 amino acids. The record is from RefSeq and is a predicted model, not a curated record.